ACCUCCCUAUAUUAAUACAGAUAUGAAUAACAAUGAAACUAUCUAAAUUCUAUAAAAUACUCGUUAUGCUACGCUCCACAACAGUGAAAGCGAAGCUUUCGUAGCGCGUCCUCUGGUGAGAGAUUGACUUUAUGAUAUACGUCUUUUGUGACGUUGUGAAGAGGAAGCCCUAAACGUCACGUUAAAAGAAAAAACUGACGUCACAGUAGUUACCCAAGGAGCACGGUACAUAUCAGGGACACGUUUAUUUGAAUAUUCAGCAUGGCGUCGGCAGACAAGCAGUACUGGCGUAAAAAACUACCACCAGGAUUUCAACGAUGCAUGGAAAAUUUAGGGAGAAGCAUUAUUUGCAAUAAACCGGAAAAUAUAUUGGAAUAUGCUGCAUGGUAUCUGGAAAAGAAACUAAAUGAGAGAAAUGCUGCGUUGAAGAAUUUACCGAAUGUGUCUUAUCUGCAGAAAUUAAAACAGAAAAGGUUUGGGAACAAACCCUCAAGAGCAACACGUCGUUCGAUAUCCAAAGACGACGCCGAAGGUGAGUUGAUUGUAAAGAUAGAAGAAACAAACAUAAUGGCGGCAAGCGCACAUACUCUACCGGUGACAAAGUCUGAGACAAAACAUAGCAGGGCAAAAUCAGUGGAGGAAUUUGUUUCUCUCACUCUUCAGGGGACAACUAGCGAUAAGAGCGGAGCAGACACCCCUGUAGAAGUCACGAACACCACAGCUAAAACCCUUCAAACCAACCAUGAUAAAUUAACAAAUGAUGCCCUUAGACUAGCUACCGGGGAAAAUUCAGAAAGCAUGGGCCAGGAGGAUGCCCACGAAUCUCAUGAACACACUUUGUUGAUUGAAUCCGACAAGCAUUCAGAAUCGGAGCAGGGUUUGAAUGAGUCACAGACAACAGGAGAAAACGAAGCGGCUUUAGGGGACUCCAAGGAAAGAAUGUUAGAGAAACCCAGAGCAGAGACACCAGAGAGUCAAGAAGCCACAGAUCAACACCACGGCGAAAAUAAAAUUGAGGAAGCGGAGGCAUUAGAAGUUAAGGAAGAGUGCGAUUCAGAACCUGCAGUAAUUGUGUCUGGAAGGAUUCACAUCGAUGACGGGAACCAAGGGGCACACAAACAGGCGGCAGAAACAUGUACAGAUAACAAGGAGAAAGCCUCUGGUGAACACGGGGAAAGCGAUGUGGAACGUGUCGAAGAUACUGCAAAUAUUGGAAAUGGUCAGGAAAUCACAGAACAACAAUCCAAAGAAAAGCAGAUACAAGAAGCAGACGAUGCAGUUACAGAAGACGCUAAACAACACAUGGAAAGAGAAGACGUUAAGUCUACAUCGGAGGGAUCAGCUGAAAUGGGUGAAUCAAAACAACAAUCAGAAGAAUCAGACAUAAUUAAAGGAAAACAAGCAGAAACAGUGACGGCUGCUGAUAAAGAAACAACUGAUGAAACAUCAGAUUCCUCUAAAGCAACAAUGGGGAACACUGAAACAUCACAGGAAAAUGAUCAAACGGAGGGAGCAUCGGGGAUCAACACUAGCGACGAAGAGCAUAAACAGACAGCAAACGAUACACUGAUGGAUGCAGAUGAUUCAAAGGAGAGUCCAGACGAUUCCAAACAACACGCAGAAGAAUCCAUGCAACACUCGGAAGAACCGGAAGUCGAGUCUGCUGUCGACGAACAAGCAAAGCAAACAUCUGAAUCAAAAGAACAUAUAGGGGGGUCGGACAUGCACAAAGUGGAACCAGUAGAAGGGGUCACGACUGAUACCACACAAGAAGGAUUUGCAGCUACAGAAGAUUCAAAGGAAGUUCCAGAUAUAUCCGAACACGAGAAAGCGGACAAGGAGACCGCUAAUAACGCUGAACUAGUAGGAGUAGCUGAUGAAACGAUGGGAGAGACCGAGACAUCGGGGGGAAAUACUCAGACGGAGAAUUCAUCGGAAAUUGUUCCUUCCAAAGUGGACGAAACAAAACCAGUAAAUGAUGCAACCGUAGAAGAUUCACGGGAAAGCGUACAUGAUUCCCAACACGCAGAAGAACCUGCAAAAGAUAAAGAUGGACAAGAAACAGAUUCUACUAAAGAGGAGCCAGUAACGCAGACAAAUGAUGAACCAACCCAACAGGCAGAGGAUUCAGGGGAAGACGAGCUAAAAGAAACAAAGAGCAGUGAGAAAACGGAUACGUGGUCUGGCACUGAAAAGCCAGAAACCACUAAGGAAACGGCGGGUAAUACCGAGGCAUCCGGGGAAAAUAAAACUGAACUCUCGGGAAAGGCAGUGGAAACAUCAAAGCAAAUGGAGGAGGCGUCGGGGAUCAACGCGUUCAAAGAGGAAGUAAACGAAGAAAGAUCGGGGUCCCCGGAGAAAGAAGAUGUCAAGCCUGAAGGGUCGGUAAAAGUCCCCGUGGAAUCUAAAGGGGAGACAGAAGCUGAAACCGCGGAAAUUCCCGAAACAGAAACUCCGGAAAAAACCUCACAGGAUAACCCAACAAAGGUGGAAUCUCCGCCAAAGGAAAACAGCACCAUGAAUGUGGGGGAAAAUCCGUAAUCCUUCCGACAACUAAUUGAUUAAGAUUGCCACUGGCUUUAUAAACCAUUUAUUGUACUGCACUGCACGAAAGUCGACUAGUAUCAAGGAGAAAAUAAUUUUUAUCGUCUUUACAUGAAUUGAUGUCGUAAUUAAUUUUCUCUUUUUUUAUGUAGUAAUAUCUUGUAGUCAACAAGAAAAGAAAAAAAAGAGUUGGAAAAAAGUGAUAAUUAUUACGUAAACGUACCAUAGGCUGUUCUAUACAACGAGGAUUUCCGUCUCUUGCAUCAUCUGAUCACUGGUGCCUGAGGACAGGAUUUCCGUCUCUUGCAUCAUCUGAUCACUGGUGCCUGAGGACAGGAUUUCCUUUCCCCACUGUUCCGUAAUCCACAUAUAUCAUUUUACAUAAUAUAUUACUAACAUUCAAAUUGUAUUAAAAAUAUGUGAGGAAAAAAUAUCCUUGAUCCGCUCUUUGAUUAUAUCCGCCGUAUAUAAAGGCAUCCAUUAAGAAAUAGAUCUCUUUUACAUCUAUAGUAAAAUAUUAAUACUUAGACUGUUGAAAAUAGGCCUCAAGACCAUAAACUGAGAAUAGUUUGAUUACUGCUAUCUUAAGAUUUAUCUAGAAACUGCUGGUUUAUAAAAAUAAAAUCAAAUACAAACAUAUACUGACAAUUUUAUUUGCUUUUGAAAAUUUUGUCAUAGGUUAGCUGGAUUUGAAAUAUAGUCUAUUCUCAGGUUAUGAUCUUGAGAAUGCAUAUUAAAGCUUUAUGUGAAAAGGGGGUAUCUUAUUAGGAUUGAUCCACCCACUGAGCUGAUCCGCCGUAUAUAAUUCAACAUAAUUCAUUCAUUACUCGGACGGAUCAAGGAAUUUGGGUUAUUACUCGGAUAGAUCAAGGAAUUUAGAUUAAUAAUAAUUAAAUUUUUUGUGGGGUGGGGGGGGGGGGGGGGGGGGGGGGGGCGUCGUCCAGCACCUAUGCAAUUAAUGAGCAAUUAUUCAUAUAGUUUUAAUCAUUUGUUUCCGCACAUCGAUUAUUUAUUCAGAAAAUGGACAUAAAUUGAUUAAAACAUGUAUGCACUAAAAUAUACCGGAAAAGCGAAUUUUUAUUUAAUACAUCGAUAAAAUCUCGUAUUAGUGCGAUCUUUUCUCGUUAUUACAAGAAAAUUAAUUAUCCGAAAAUUAACUCAUCAGAUCGUAGGAUAUUUUGUGAAUACGGAUGCCCAGCAAUUUAAAUGGAGACAGUUGAGUUGAAAAUUUUAUUUUUCCAUUCUUAUUGUUUACAGUGCUUAACUAACGUAUUUCUAAUGGUCAACCAAAAUUUUGAUAUCAGUUUUUGUUAGAUACGGCACUCACAAUUCUUUGUUAUGUAAACACGGCUCGUGCCAUGUUUUUGUUUACAUAUAGAUUGCUUGAUAGAAAAUAACAUGUUUAAAACAAAAUGAGAUGUGCUAAACAUUAGAAACUAUUAAAUUAUGUUCAGAAUUAACUUGUAAAUUGAAAAAUCGGCUUUAAACGAUCUUUUACUGGUAUAUCUAGCGUAUAUAUGUAAACAAAAACAGGACACGAGCCUUGUUUACACAACAAAGAAUUGUGAGCUCUGUAUCUCUCUUGUAACUC
Molecule: messenger RNA, 4135 nt
Organism: Ostrea edulis (European flat oyster)
Lineage: Eukaryota; Metazoa; Mollusca; Bivalvia; Ostreida; Ostreidae
Product: dentin matrix acidic phosphoprotein 1-like
Exons: 2
Coding region: 262-2541 (759 amino acids)
Source: RefSeq, a predicted model, not a curated record